GGAAGUGCGGAAGAAAGCGAACACCGAAACCCGAAAGGCUGAAGUUUCACCGACUGGUUUUGCCUUUUUAAAACUACUUUUUCGCUCACUGUCCGUGAAGGUUUUUUGUGUAUUUGUUGGAGUCACCAAGAGUCGCCUCAAGAUGCCAAACAUGGAAAAACAGCUCUUCAACCUAAAGUUCGCUGCCAAAGAACUUCAGAGAAAUUCCAAAAAAUGUGACAAAGAGGAAAAAGUGGAGAAGGCUAAAGUCAAGAAAGCCAUCCAGAAGGGGAAUAUGGAAGUGGCGAGAAUCCAUGCAGAGAAUGCCAUCAGACAGAAGAACCAGUCUGUGAACUUUCUCAGGAUGAGCGCUCGGGUAGAUGCAGUUGCAGCGAGGGUCCAAACUGCAGUUACAAUGAGCCAGGUCACAAAGUCUAUGGCUGGAGUGGUGAAAGGCAUGGAUGCCACUCUGAGGUCCAUGAAUCUGGAAAAGAUUUCGGGGCUCAUGGAGAGAUUUGAGCGCCAGUUUGAAACUCUGGAUGUUCAGACAGCCCAUAUGGAGGACACCAUGAGCAGCACAACAACACUCACAACACCACAGAAUCAAGUGGAGUCACUGAUGCAUGAACUGGCUGAUGAAGCAGGAUUGGACCUGAACAUGGAGCUCCCUCAGGGACAGACUGGAUCAGUGGGUACCAGCGUGGCCUCUGCAGAACAGGAUGAACUGUCGCAAAGGCUUGCCAGACUCCGAGACCAAAUGUGAAGGACGACUGCAGUGGACUGGCACUGUCAUGCAGAGUUCCAGAACACUACCUGAAUAUUACUCCCACACACACACCUUUUAUUUACAUCAUGUCUCUUCUCCUCUUUACAUCUCGUGUGUCUCUGUCGAGGAUCUACUGUAUCAUUGUUUGUUUGUUUUCUCUCGAGUAAUGAGCCUCAGUGGUUGUGUGUGUAUAAUAACCUUUGGAUUCUGUAAACUAACAGAAAUACUAGUUAUGGAAAAUGUAUAUUUCUUAAAUAUACGUAUUACCCACACAGGAGAUCUAAUGUAACUUUAUUGUUUAAUAUGUAUACUUAAGAACGUCAUACAUUUUCUUACAAAUAUGGAGCGUGGCUCUCAUUAUCUCCCUGUAUUUAUAGGCCAAUUUCAUAAAGUUGAGGUGGAAAAGAUGAAGACUUUGGACUAUAGAAUUCAUUUUUUGUUCAUACCUGCAUGGGUGCAGAAGACAUAUAUGCAUUUUUCCUUCUUGGUUUCAGAGUGUGAAAGACCUUCCCAUUUACUGUUGAACUGACUUAUGUUUAGAUUUAUUGCAUUUUACUUCUGAGGAAUAUUUUAAGAAGAUACCAGAUGAUUAGCCUGUGUGUUUGUCUGGUCAUCUUCAGUACUUUCACUGAUCAUUUGGGAAGGGGUUACAGUUUGGAGAUUACAAACAGUAAGUAAACAAUAAAAUUUUAUAAUACUUUUA
Molecule: messenger RNA, 1448 nt
Organism: Epinephelus moara (kelp grouper)
Lineage: Eukaryota; Metazoa; Chordata; Actinopteri; Perciformes; Serranidae
Product: charged multivesicular body protein 1b
Exons: 8
Coding region: 143-742 (199 amino acids)
Biological process (GO): late endosome to vacuole transport; protein transport; endosome transport via multivesicular body sorting pathway
Cellular component (GO): ESCRT III complex; multivesicular body
Source: RefSeq, a predicted model, not a curated record